This is a messenger RNA of Durusdinium trenchii, 354 nucleotides long. Lineage: Eukaryota; Dinophyceae; Suessiales; Symbiodiniaceae. The record is from the annotation of a GenBank genome assembly.
AUGGAGUUGCUGAUUUUCUUGAGUUGCAUCUUCAUGCUUUUUGUCGAAUUGCAACAGAAGAGCAAAGUGUCGGGUCAUUUUGAGCACCCUCGGCAGACCCCGGCUGAAAGGGGUUCACUGGAGUUUGCGAAGAGGUUCUCAAAGUUUCGAUGGUGUUUUCAUGGUUCGUUCGUGGGCUGGAAUAGAUUUGCAAAAAAAAGCAGGCUGUCCGUCCUUGAGCUUUUCAGUGAUCCCAGAGAGUCGCGUGACUUGUCUUUUUGCGUUGGCACUGGCACUUUUCUUUCAUCUCGGUCGAACGCUGGGUCUCGCUCGGUCUGCUUGCUUGGAAAAAGCAAUCAAAACGGUGCUUUCUAG